GCGCUGCAGCACGAAUUGGCAUCGGGGCGCCAACACCGGGGUAGUUCGACCGCUGCGAACCAGUAUAAACAGCACCGCACUUGCAGCCCCCAGCCGCUCAGGGCUUGACACCACCGUCACAAUCACUCGGGCAGCCUCCAACGCCACGAUGCGCGCCGCCGCUGUAGCGGCGCUCCUCCUCCACGCCCCGAGAGCCAACGCCACGAACACCACGUUCGUCCGCGGGCCCGAGGGCCUCAACUAUCCGGAGGCCGAGGCCUUCUGCACGGAGAUCGGGGCCACGAUCGCGUCCAUCCGCAGCGCGGCGGAGAACGAGCUCGCGCGGACGGCCUGCGGCGGCGCGACGUGCUGGAUCGGCCUCGAAGAAAUCGGCGGAAACGCUUGGACGCCCAAGGCGAGCCAGACGUGGCGGUGGGUGGAUGGAUCCGAUGCCACGUACACGAAUUGGAUGGGCACGGAACCGAACAAUCACGACGGAAACGACGAGAGGAACGCCAUCAUGAACUGCUGCGAGGGGGUAGAGGGCGUCGCGUUAACAGAUACGGGCGGUUGGUACGACGUGACGGAAGGUUACGACCAACCGAAGCCCCUCUGCCGGCUGGUCGGCGAGCUCAGUUUCGACCUCGUCCACGUCCCGGCGCAGUGCCAGGAGCGCUGCUGGCCCAAGGAGGGGAAGCAAAACGAGGACAAGGACUGCUGCACGUUCGAAGGGAAGAUGUCGUGUGUGGACGACAGCCUCGGCGGGAAGUAUCAGCUCGUCCGGACCGAAAGGGUCUGCCACGACCACGAAGGAGACCGCCAGGCGUACAACUACUAUUGCCUUCCGUGCGUGGCGGCGUCGGAACCAAAUUUCAACCGCGUCCGCUUGGCGUAGAUCUCACUCGUCGAUUCCCGCAGGUGCAAAGCCGGGGCGGUCUGCGACAACGGCCGGGGCGACGACGAGAAGGGCUGCCCCGACCAUAGCGGCUGGGUAGUUUUCGUCAUUUUUCUCUUCGUCAUCCUGCCGCUCUGCUGCAUCGGCUGCUCCGUCGCCGCCUGCUGCUUCGCGUGCCAGCAAAACAACCGGCGGCCGCAAGCGCGGGUUCAGCAGCAGCCGGUCGCCUACGCCGCGGCCCAACCCGCCGGCGGCGCCGUCCAGAUGCAGCAGUACGGCAAGCAGCCCUACCAGACCGGGCCCCCACAGGCGCCCUACGUGCAGCCGACGGUUGUCCAGCCCUGUGUGGACAUCAAAUUUUACAGCACGUUCGUACUGAUUCUUCGCGUCAACCUCCACGCCAUCGACGCGCCGCUUCGAUGGCGUGGCGAUGCUGACGGCCGCGCCAUCGCCGAGCACCCGACACACUGGUUGCCACACAGGUCCAGCCAACGGUCGUGCAGCCCACGGUUGUCCAACCCACUUUUGUACAACCCACUGUCGUACAACCCACUGUCGUACAGGGAAGUGUACAGGGCGCGGUCGUACAGGGAAGUGUACAGGGCGCGGUCGUACAGGGCGCAGUCGUCCAGGGCGCGGUUGUCCAAGGUGAGAUGCAGCGGGAAUACUAAGUAAGUACAGUGGUAUUUUAGACAA
Messenger RNA from Pelagomonas calceolata, 1570 nucleotides. The record is from the annotation of a GenBank genome assembly. NCBI's taxonomy places the organism in Eukaryota, Pelagophyceae, Pelagomonadales, Pelagomonadaceae.